Monosiga brevicollis MX1 is the source of this 2598-nucleotide messenger RNA. RefSeq lists its product as uncharacterized. Gene Ontology annotation, cellular component: extrinsic component of cytoplasmic side of plasma membrane. The transcript has 12 exons. Lineage: Eukaryota; Choanoflagellata; Craspedida; Salpingoecidae. Gene Ontology annotation, biological process: cell surface receptor protein tyrosine kinase signaling pathway; innate immune response; cell differentiation. Gene Ontology annotation, molecular function: signaling receptor binding; ATP binding; non-membrane spanning protein tyrosine kinase activity. The record is from RefSeq and is a predicted model, not a curated record. Bases 1 to 2598 code for a protein of 865 amino acids.
AUGGGCUGCGCGCAAAGCCAACCCAUCAGCGAAUCUGGCAACAACAAUCAUGGCGAUGCACCAAAUUUGAGCAUCAAGGAUGUAGGUGACGAGAUGGCAGUGACAGAUGACGGCGAUGGCGACUGGUGGCAGGCUCGCCAUUUGACAACAGGACAAGUCGGCUACAUCCCCUCCAACUUUGUGGCCAAAGUCCAGAGCCUGGACUCCAACGACUGGUUUCACGGCCAAAUCAAACGUGCUGAAGCCGACAAGGCCCUCAUGACCAUUGGGUCACAUGGUAGCUUCCUCAUCCGUAGCAGUGAAUCACAGCCAGGAGAAUAUUCCCUGAGCUUACGCAGCGGGGACAACAUCAAGCACUACCGGAUUCGCAAACUAGAUGCUGGGGGCUUCUACAUUGUCACGCGCCUGCCCUUCAACUCGCUCCCUGAGCUGGUGCAGCACUAUGGGCAAGAUGCAGAUGGUCUGGCAGCGCCCCUGUUGCGUCCAUGUGGCAAGCUCGAUUCACCCACCACGGCGGGGCUGUCAGCCUCUACCAAGGACGAAUGGGAAAUUCCUCGCUCGUCAAUCGCACUCCAACAGCGCCUCGGCUCGGGUCAAUUCGGUGACGUGUGGCAAGGCACCUGGAACAACAAGACAGCAGUGGCCGUGAAAACCCUCAAGCCGGGCACCAUGAGCGAGAAGGAGUUUCUGGCCGAAGCAGCGGUCAUGAAGCGUCUCCGGCACCCCAAGCUAAUUCAGCUCUAUGCUGUGUGCACCGACGGUGAACCCAUUUACAUCGUCACCGAACUGAUGGCCAACGGUAGCUUGUUGGACUACCUUCAGGAAAAUGGCCACUCUUUGCGUAUGCCAUUGCUGGUGGACAUGGGCGCUCAAGUGGCGGCCGGUAUGGCCUACUUGGAAGCUCAAAACUUUGUACACCGGGAUUUGGCCGCACGCAACGUGCUCGUGGGCCAGUCCAAUGUGGUCAAAGUUGGUGACUUUGGCCUCUCGCGCAUCUUGGCCGCUGACAGCGAGUAUACCGCACGUGAGGGAGCCAAGUUCCCAAUCAAGUGGACAGCUCCCGAGGCUGCAACCAUGAGCAAAUUUUCCAUCAAGUCUGACGUGUGGAGCUUUGGCAUCCUGCUGUACGAGCUGGUGACGUAUGGUCGCAUCCCGUACCCGGGCAUGACCAACAUGGAGGUGCUGCAACAGCUGGAGCGCGGCUAUCGAAUGCCAUGCCCACCAGGAACGCCCGAUGCACUCUAUGUCAUCAUGCGCGAGUGCUGGAUUGAAGAGCCUUCUGAGCGCCCCACUUUUGAGAAUCUGCUCUGGCGCAUGGAAGAGUUUUUUGCCACCUCUGAUGCCAAUUAUAACGAGACCCAAGCCCCCAAAACACGCGCGUUUAUGCACACAUUCAACAAACAUGAGCCACUUGUAUGCACGAUCGAGCCGCUCUCGCUCUCUCUCUCUCUCUCUCUCUCUCUCUCUCUCUCUCUCUCUCUCUCUCUCUCCUCUCUCUCUCUCUCUCGCUUUCCCUCUCACUCUUUCUCUUACGCUUUCUCUUUCGCUCUCUCUCUCUCUCUCUCUCUCUCUCUCUCUCUCGUUGUGCUUUUCCUUUGUGUCAUUGCUCUUUACUUUUCUCAAACCAAUUCUCUCUCUCUCUCUCUCUCUCUCCUCAUCUCUCUUUUGCGCAUUUGUUUUGUGGUUCUUGUGGUUCUCUGCUACUCUGGCUCCUGCUCCAGCUCCUGCUCCGGCUCCUUCGUGAUUUAUCAUUGUGUGCUAGGUGACUCGAUGGUGGGGGUUUGGCGAUCGAGCUUGCAAAGAGUCUAUCAACGUGCUUGUGUGAUAAGACCAUUGUCCCUGCGCACCCGCCUCAUGUCCGGCAAGAUUCACUCAGAGCCCUGCGAGCGCAAUGCCCCUCACAUUGCCAAGAUUUUGGCUGGCACGCUUCAGGCACCGGCUGCCCAAGACCAGCUGCUUGAUGUCUUGGAAGUAUCCUCUGGUUCAGGGCAGCAUGCCGACUACAUGACGACUCACUACCCCUGGCUCCGCUGGCAGCCCUCUGACUGCUUCGACGUCUAUAUGAAAAGGUCUGCUGCAGCUGGGCCGUUUAACCCACCCUCUGCUCGCUGCAUCGUCUUUGGAGUUGAGCUAACCCACACACCCCGUCGUCUGCUUCGAUGCGCUCCCAACAGCAUCACGCUCUACCAAGCUGCGAGCCCGGCCGGCGCCGAGGGUCGCUUCCUACCUCCACGGCACCUGGACAUGCUUGAGCCAACCCCUGAUGAUUUGCCAACCGCCCACUACGAUGCUGUCUUCAAUGCCAACAUGAUCCACAUCUCACCGUCUGGCACUUUGCCUGGAUUGGCGCGUACCGCCGCGCACGCCCUCAAGCCGUCAGGCUUUCUCAUCAUGUAUGGACCCUACGCCUUUGGCGGCAAGCUUGAGCCCCAGUCCAACCGUGACUUUGACGCCUCGCUUCGCUCCCGCGACCCGGCUUGGGGCAUCCGCAACUUUGAGGAUGUGGUCCAAAGCAUGGCCGAUGUGCAUUUGAGCUUUGUAGAACGCCACGCCCUUCCCGCCAACAAUCACGUUCUCAUCUUUCAAAAGGCAGCUUGA